AUGGUGCAGAAAGGACAGAACUGUCGUCUCUUCAUCAGCUUCUUGUUGUUCAUCUUGCUGACGCUCGCUCACAGUCAGCAGAACGAGAGGCGUGCGGUUACAGAGCAUCAGUUGAUGCAUGAUCGUGGUCGCUCCAUUCAGAGCCUGAAGCGACUGAUUUGGCUCUCUAGCGCCAUCGAGAGGCUGCACACAGCAGAGACACGCUCUUUAUCCUCCUCUCUCUCCUCCUUCAGUCAUAAUGAUGAUAAUGAUGAUGAUAAUGAUGAAGAUUCCUCCAAGUAUCACACUGUAAUGGAUAGCAGUGUCCACCAGGGGGCGCUGGAGCUGCUGCUGAGUGACAUGUACAGAUCACAGCCUCCAUCAGGGAGAAAGCAGCCGAGAAUCCUGCACUGA
This is a messenger RNA of Tachysurus vachellii, 393 nucleotides long. RefSeq names its product parathyroid hormone 4 (gene pth4). The coding region runs from base 1 to 393 and encodes 130 amino acids. Lineage: Eukaryota; Metazoa; Chordata; Actinopteri; Siluriformes; Bagridae. Gene Ontology annotation, molecular function: peptide hormone receptor binding; hormone activity. Gene Ontology annotation, biological process: regulation of chondrocyte differentiation; bone mineralization; adenylate cyclase-activating G protein-coupled receptor signaling pathway. The transcript has 2 exons. Gene Ontology annotation, cellular component: extracellular region. The record is from RefSeq and is a predicted model, not a curated record.